AUGAACAAUGCCCUGCAGGCUCUACCAUUCCCCUACCCUAACGACUCCACCAAGUUCCUCCAGUGCGGGCUGUACGGAGGAGUUCUGUGUGGUCUUGUGAAGACUGCCACCGUGCCGGACACUGAUCAGGAGCGGGCGGACCGAAGCAUCAUCCUGCCUGGAGCAACCCUCGCCCGCACAUCUUGCCAGUGGCAGGUGGCGACCAACCCUUGCGUGAACAAUGCUCUGCAGGCUCUGAAUUUCCCGCACCCGACCGACGCCGCCAAGUUCCUUCAAUGCGGACUGUACGAACGAAUGUAUGUUGUCCAGUGUCCCGCUGGAGAGCUAUACGACCAGGCAACGUCCUCCUGCGUUACUCCAAAGGCGAUUGUAGCCCAGCCGACCUACAUCGCCUCUCUCGGCAUUCCGAGUCCAUGCACAGCACAGAGCCUCCAGGCAGGCCGAAUAUUCUUCUCGGUUGCGAAUAGCAACAAACAAUUCAUCCAGUGCGACGCAGCCGGAAAUGCCCGCGUGAUCACCUGCCCUGACCGGCUCAUCUGGGAUCAGAACAAGCAAUCGUGUGUGUACACACUUCAAGGCGGCGUGGCGAACCAUGGCAAUCUGGGUGCUGUCACAGGUUUUUUGAACGGCGCUAACCCAUGUACCGCUCAAGCCAUCAGCGCCCAGGCCCUGUUUUUCUCUCACCCCGAUCCCACCAAGUUCAUCCAGUGUGACCUGCAAGGGAACGCUUUCGUCCAGAGGUGUCCGUCUGGUCUCGUGUGGAACCAGUACUUGGAGACGUGCGCUUCCCAGCUCGCCUCAUUUACACUCAGUGGACAGACAAACUUAUCGGGAUAG
Molecule: messenger RNA, 837 nt
Organism: Mya arenaria
Lineage: Eukaryota; Metazoa; Mollusca; Bivalvia; Myida; Myidae
Exons: 6
Coding region: 1-837 (278 amino acids)
Cellular component (GO): extracellular region
Molecular function (GO): chitin binding
Source: RefSeq, a predicted model, not a curated record